Molecule: messenger RNA, 1095 nt
Organism: Sordaria macrospora k-hell
Lineage: Eukaryota; Fungi; Ascomycota; Sordariomycetes; Sordariales; Sordariaceae
Source: RefSeq, a predicted model, not a curated record
AUGAAGUUUCUUUGCCUCCCUGGUGCCUAUGGCAGCGCACAGAACUUCGAAGUCCAAUUCGGUCCUCUCGCCGAGGAAUUCAAGCGCCGCGGUCUCGGCUCAUUCGCCUACUCCCAAGGCACGCACGAAGUCGCCCCUCCGCCCGGCUGGGAAGAUUACUUUGGCAAACCGCCCCUCUACCGCUUCCUCGACGUAUCCAACGGCGAUGCCUUUGAGACUUUGCGCAGGCUGCGCCAUGUGCCGCGCGGGCUGAACCCCGAAGACACCAUGCGCCAGCUACAGGGCGCAACCGUAGAAGAGGACUGGCACCAGGAAGCCUGGCGCCAGGCUUUGGACGGGGUAUUCAAGACGCUGGACGAAGACCCGGAGAUCAACGCCAUUAUUGGAUACAGCGAGGGCGCAAUGGUAGCUGCUAGCGCGAUUGUCGAGGAGAAGGAGCGGUGUUUGAGGGAAAAGGGACGGGAGAGGAGGAUUAAGUUCGGCAUCUUCAUAGCCGGCGCCCCGCCCCUUAAAUUCGAAGGCAACAAGCGUAUCACAGCGCAACUCUUUGACGAAGUCGGCACCGUCAUCGACAUUCCUACUCUGCACAUUUUCGGGUGCGACGACGCAUUUCUUUCUUCGGCGGUAGCCCUCUUCAACGUCUGCGAUCCCCGCAGCGCGGUCAUGUACGAUCAUGGCUUGGGCCACAUUGUCCCCCGCGACGCAGAGAAUGUUUCGCUUUUGGGUACCGUGUUGGGGAAUUUGGUGCCUAAGGUUGAAGAGCAGAUUAAGCGGGAGAUGCACUUUACUAGGAAGGAUCGGAGGGAGGUGAAGAGGGAGGGGAAGUUGAGUAAACGCGCAGAGGCUGCUCAGGGGCACGCUUUAAGUCAAGGACACGGGCAGGGGAUGGGGCAGGGACUGGGACAACCGGGGCAGGGAUUUGGAGGUGGAGGACCGGGAGGAGUGAUGAGGCCGGGAAUGCACCAGCGCGGGUAUUCACACUUGUCGACUACGUCCGCCCAAGGGGGGAAUACUAGUUCUGAUCCGACUAGUGGGAGUAUCACGCCCGCAGAGGUUGAUUUUACUGUUGCUAUGCUGAGGAGGACGGAUGCUUAG